AUGGAAGCCAGGACAGGACAGGACAGGACAGGGAGCAGGGAGCAGGGAGCAGGGCAGGGAGCAGGGAGCAGGGAGAUGACAGACAGCCAAGCCGUAGACAACAAUGGCGGGUGGUUGGUUGGUGGCAGCCCACUAGCGGGCGGACUAGCGCCUGCAGAGACAGCGCAAGGAGAACCCGAUGCGAUGCCGAAGGGGGAAAGCGAGGGGAAUGGAUGGGAUAUGGAUGGGAUAUGGAUGGGAUACGCAAUCCACCACCACCAGCCCAAGGGGGUGCUGCUUGCUGAUUGGGAGAGUGGAUGGAUGGAUGGCUUGCGGACUUACUCUUUGUGUGGUGUGGUCUGGCUGGCUUGGGGGACAGUUUGCUGCAACCUUAAGGAUAGCUGGCAAGAACUUAACCACCCCAAGGGUCAAAGCUCCCCCUUGGGAAUCUAUGCCUAG
Molecule: messenger RNA, 438 nt
Organism: Histoplasma capsulatum G186AR
Lineage: Eukaryota; Fungi; Ascomycota; Eurotiomycetes; Onygenales; Ajellomycetaceae
Exons: 1
Coding region: 1-438 (145 amino acids)
Source: RefSeq, a predicted model, not a curated record